UAAUUACUUGUGCAGUGGGACUAAAUAGCCCAAAGACAAAAACAAACCCACUCUUAUCAUCUUAGAAUCUUCUCAUCCAUUCCUAUAAAUAUGUUGGCGCCUAUAUAUAAAUCUUAAAGUACACAUCAUUUCUAGUUCUAGUACGAGUUUUUCUAAAUUCUGAUAACUUCAAUUCAAAAAAUGGGUCCACCUCCUCUCAGUGAUGAUCGUUCGGAAAUUGUAUUCUUCGACGUAGAAACCACCGUUCCGACCCGACCCGGUCAGGGUUUUGCAAUUUUAGAAUUCGGAGCAAUUCUGGUAUGUCCAAGGAAACUGACGGAGCUUCGAAACUACUCCACUCUGGUCAGACCCGCUGAUCUUUCACUCAUCACUCCGUUAUCGGAGCGCUGUAACGGAAUCAACGCUGAAGCUGUUUCGUCCGCUCCUACGUUCGCCGACAUCGCUCACGCCGUUUAUGAUCUUCUUCACGGGAGGAUUUGGGCGGGUCACAAUAUUUUAAGAUUUGACUGUGUUAGGGUUAAAGAUGCAUUUGCUGCGAUUAAUCAAACACCGCCUGAACCAAAAGGCACGAUUGAUUCUUUGCUUUUGUUGACUCAGAAGUUUGGAAGAAGAGCUGGUAACAUGAAGAUGGCUACUCUUGCUACCUAUUUUGGUCUUGGGCAGCAGACACACAGGAGCUUAGAUGAUGUUCGGAUGAAUCUAGAAGUUCUCAAAUACUGUGCAACAGUUCUAUUCUUGGAGUCAAGUCUCCCAGAUAUAUUCACUGAAAAUAGUUGGGUUUCACCAAAUGCAGUUACAAGAAGUCGCAGUAAUGGGAAAUCGCGGUCAGAAGGGGGUUUGUUAAAUAUGAAUAAGGAUUCUGUGUCAGUAUCAUCUCCUGAAACUGCAGAUAAAUAUCAUCCAAUCCUUUCUCUUGCAACAAGCAGCACAAACGUGGAUGUCCCAAAUGUUGGAGAUUCUUUUAACUUUCGUGAUCUUCAGGAUGAAGUUAAUAGGGAAUCCGUUAGGGCAGAUGUUGCGAUGAAUGAAACAUCCAUACCAUCACCUGAUUCUGCAACCUCAUUAUCUGUGCUUCAGACUAGCAGCAGCUCUAUUGUUGUUUUGGAGCCCGAAAAAAUAUCUAUUCCUUCUAUUGAUGCGUCUCUUGUUCCAUCUUACCAUGGCAGUCGAAGGAUAGAAUUACUUCAUGAAGGUUUCCCAUUUCAGCUUCUUUGUUCUGGUUUGAAAGUGCGGUUUGGAAUAAGCACAAAGUUUGUUGAUAGUGCUGGCCGGCCACGGCUAAGCUUUGUGGUUGAUCCAUCACCAAGUUUAUGCAAUGUUCUUGAAGCAUGCGACAAUGUUGCACGUAAGUUAUCCGCAGAAUCUGGUGGCGGCUCUGAUUGGAGGCCAGUUGUUAUCAGGAAAGAGGGCUUCUACAACUAUCCUACCAUCAGAUUGCAUAUACCUACAGCAGUAUGCGGAGAGAUUGCCAUUUAUGCAACAGAAAUAUACCAAAAAGAAUCAUCUGGAUCUGUACAAAGACUUCUCUUCAGCAAGUUCGACGCCGAAGAGCUUGGUGCCAUGUUCAAGCCUGGGACAUUUGUUGAUGCGGUCUUCUCCUUAGAUCUGUAUGACUAUCAUCAGAAUGCAGGGAUUAAAUUAGUUGCCAAAAAAUUGAUCAUUCAUUGCAAGUAGAAGGAAGAAUAUAUUUAAGCGAAGCUUAGAAUGGUACAUUACUCAUGCCAUCAGGAUUGUUGGAUUUACCAUUGUUUAUGUUCAAAGUUGAUUAAAUUUCAUUCUAGUAGUUUAAUUUAUGUUCACAUUUAUAAAUUUUCUGGUUAUGGAUGUUCUUGGUUAAGAAUACAAGGAUAAACUUCCUUCUUGUGACAAAGGAGUAAAUAAUAUAUAAAGAUUAUUAAUUUCAAA
Messenger RNA from Lathyrus oleraceus (garden pea), 1905 nucleotides. RefSeq names its product protein NEN1. The coding region runs from base 181 to 1674 and encodes 497 amino acids. The record is from RefSeq and is a predicted model, not a curated record. Gene Ontology annotation, molecular function: nucleic acid binding; 3'-5' exonuclease activity. The transcript has 6 exons. Lineage: Eukaryota; Viridiplantae; Streptophyta; Magnoliopsida; Fabales; Fabaceae.